CUGCAAGUGACUGGUUCCUGAAGCAGCCAGGAGCUGGGGACCUUUGCUAGGCUGGAAGCUUCAGUCCCUGAAGAUGUCAGAUGAGGAGUUUGAUGAUGAGUCUGAUGCCAAUGAACUGGAAAAGGAGGGAGAAGAUGGGGAAGAAGAGAAGGAGUCAGCAGAGCAGGAGGAGGAGAGAUUGAUCUCAAACCCUCUGACAGAGGAGAUCAUGAAGGAAGGCCUCUCGCUCCUGUGCAAAACUGGCAAUGGCCUGGCUCAUGCUUAUGUGAAACUAGAAGCAAAGGAAAAGGACCUGACAGACAUCGGCCUCCUCCAAAACUACAUUCACUUGCGUUAUGUGGACUUGUCAGAGAAUCAGCUCCGAGACCUGUCUCCUCUGGGCAGCCUCAUCCACUUGCUAUGGCUGAAAGUGGACGGGAAUCGACUGACCAGUGCCACCCUACAGGAGCUGCCCUAUUUGCAGAUUGCCAGCUUUGCCCACAACCACAUCAAGGACACUGAGGGCAUUAGCCACCCACGCCUUGGCAGUCUCAACCUUAAGGGGAAUAAAAUCCAGGUGAUAUCAGGUCUGGAUCCAGGGAAACUAGCCAACCUCCACACCCUAGAGCUACGAGGGAAUAAGAUAGAAACCACAGCAGGGCUGCACCUGCCUAAGCUCAAGAACCUGUACUUGGCCCAGAACUCCAUUAGUCGCCUGGAGGGCUUACAAGACCUGGUGCAGCUCACAACCCUGCAUCUGCGUGACAACCAGCUGGUCACCCUGGAUGGCUUUUCUAGCAACAUGAAGUGUCUGCAGUACCUCAAUCUGAGGGGGAAUGGGAUCACUGGGCUGCAGGAAGUGGCCAAGCUGCAGGUCCUACCUAUGCUGCGGGCACUGGUGCUGUUAGACAACCCUUGUGCAGAUGAGGGCGAUUACCGGCUAGAAAUCCUGGUCCUGCUCUCACACCUGGAGCGCCUCGACAAGGACUUCUACGAGCAAGAAGAGCGGAUGGAGGCAGAGGAACUUCGACAGCAUCGCCAGGAGGAGGAGCAGGUGGGAGCAGCGCAGGGCAAGAACGAGCAUCUAGGGAAGGAGAGGAGCUGGCGAGCUUGGGGGCCUCUCAUGUGAGAUUAGGGGAACUGAGCCCAAAACAGAGCUCAAGGGAGAGCAUGGCAUGCUGCCUUCCUUAGAGCUCCUGAGUCUGUUUACCAGUUAUUUCCCAUCCUUGCAGCAGGGUGCUGGCAGUGCCCAUGCCCCCCGCUUUACCUGUGGCAGGCUAGGGUGACCUUGGUGCUUUGGAGCAUGGUGCCAUGUACUUGCGUGAGGGGCCUGCUAGUGAUUAAGUCCGAACAGGUUAGACCAGGGGUGUCCAUCGCAUCUGGCCCCACCAGCUGGGCCGGCCCAAACCAGUAGCUGAGGCUGCAGCGCGGUCACCGCAUCACGGAGCCCUUGGCAUCAGCCGGGUGUCACCGCCUGCCCCGGGCGCAAACCUCGAGGAGACAAGAGGGCUGGGGCGGGCACCCCUCUGACCUUCUGCCCGUCUGCCAGGACACGGAGGAGUCCGGCCCCGGGGAGCCCAACUGAGCCGAGAAGCCCUGCGGCCAG
Alligator sinensis (Chinese alligator) is the source of this 1585-nucleotide messenger RNA. It is a transcript of the gene LRRC23, whose product is annotated as leucine rich repeat containing 23. The record is from RefSeq and is a predicted model, not a curated record. The transcript has 7 exons. Gene Ontology annotation, molecular function: protein binding. Lineage: Eukaryota; Metazoa; Chordata; Crocodylia; Alligatoridae. The coding region runs from base 74 to 1108 and encodes 344 amino acids.